CUCUCCUUCUCUCUCUGUCAGUGGAUGUCAGCGCUCUCACACACACACACACACACACACACACACUCGUCCGCAGAUCAGAUCGAUUCUCACGCUGUAGAUGAUGCCAUCGCCACGGUGACUCUCUCUUCUCUCUGAUUGGCUGGUUCGCUGACGUUGUCAUGGCGAAAAGUCCAGAGGUGAAGCUGGCAGUGUUUGGCAGAGCAGGAGUGGGAAAGUCAGCGCUGGUGGUUCGGUUCCUGACCAAACGAUUCAUCUGGGAAUAUGAUCCAACUCUCGAGUCCACGUACCGCCAUCAGGCCAACAUUGACGACGAGCCCGUCAGUAUGGAGAUUUUAGACACAGCCGGACAGGAGGAUGUCCUGCAGAGGGAGAGCCACAUGCGCUGGGGCGACGGCUUUAUCCUGGUAUAUGACAUCACAGACCGCGGGAGCUUUGAGGAGGUGGCUCCGCUGAAGGGCCUGCUGGAGGAUCUGAAGAGGCCCAAACAUGUGCCGCUGGUGCUGCUGGGGAAUAAAGCGGAUCUGGAGCACGCGCGGCAGGUGGGCACGGCCGAGGGAGAGCGCCUGGCGGCGGACAUGGCCUGCGCAUUCUACGAGUGUUCUGCGUGUUCAGACGCUGUGGGCUCUGGUGGAGGCGUCGCCGAGGCCUUUCAUGAGCUCUGCAGGGAGAUCCGACGCCGGAGAGCCGUUCAGGGGAAAACCAGACGCCGCAGCUCCACCACACACGUCAAACAGGCCAUCAACAAGAUGCUGACCAAGAUCAGCAGCUAAAACACACACGCUGAAGCAUCACUGCGGACAAACAAUACUACAGGGGAGAGAGCUUAACGUGCUGUCGCUUAAACUGCACAUGACAUCAAAACUAACCACUGAUUUUGUUAGCUUCGUGCUCAAUUAUUCAUCUGUGCAUGUCAUCAAGAACUAAAUGCUUCGCUCAUGUAGCCUAAAAUGGAUAUCUUAAAAUGCACUGCCUGUUUGUUUUCAGUUCAGUUCAGUUCUCAGAUUAGGUCUGUCCGAGGUAUUGGGCGGGGCUAACACACUUAACCACACCCCUCCAGCUGUUUUUUUUUAUAAUUAUUUUUUAGCGGUUUUCAACCUUUAAAGGACAGAAUAGUGCAGAGAAUUGACAGAAAAUAGUUGGGAGCAGAGAGAGGGGAAGAUUCGGCAAAGGAGCUCGAGCUGGGAAUCGAACUCGGGUCGCCGUGAGCACCAUGGUGCUAUAUGUUGGCUCACUUAAUCACUAGACUAGCUGUCAGUUUUGACCACAAACAGAAAUGGUGAGGAGGAGUCUAUUAUGCGCUAAUCCAGGGGUCACCAAACUUGUUCCUGGAGGGCCGGUGUCCUGCAGAUUUUAGCUCCAACCCUAAUCAAACACAAGCUAAUCAAGGUCUUACUAGGUGUACUUGAAACAUCCAGGCAGAUGUGUUAAGGCAAGUUGGAGCUAAACUCUGCAGGGACACCGGCCCUCCAGGACCGAGAUUGGUGACCCUUGCCCUAAUCACACGGGGCUUCAGCGUCAACGCUUGACAGAGGGCGUGUCUGAAGUUGGGGAUGACACGAUCGUCAUAGCAGCGUCAGCCAAUGAAAUUAGUCAGCAAUCUGUUACUGUCUGAGCUGGUGUAUUUGCAUACAGCUAUCUGAUUGGCUGACGCUUCUGUUGGUGCUCAAAAGGAAAGUUCCAACAGACAUCAACACAACGCCAUCAAUUAAAUAAAUAUUAGCAUACUGACCAGCGGGAAAACUCCUGAUCAUAGAUAUAUGUGUAUAUAUGUGUAUAUCUCUGGCUCUGCACCUUGGUCCCGCAUUCAUUUCAAAGGAGCACUACCCUGUACCAAGAUGGCGGCUCUAUUGAUGCAUUCCUUCCAAUAGAUAACAGCGUAGGCGACAUCUAGUGUAAAUAUCUUUGAUUUACUCUAAUAAUAUACAAAAGACAAUCAGGAUGUUAAACAACACCCACCCUUCAAAGAUCACCUACAACUCCACUGAGCGUCACAGUAAACAAACCCCAGUGGGUCCGUCAUGUAUUUGGGUCCCCUUUAAACAUUAGCAGGUGUUUCUUCAGUAGUUUGCAUUGUGAGGAUUCGCAACACGUUUGCUGUCAAAGCGAUGAGGAUCUCUCCUUAAUGUGCUGGCGUUUGUCAUAACUGGCUUGAGUUUUCCUGAACCGCAGCAUGUUCAUCUCUCUCGGCCUCUAAAACACACACGCUAAUCCAACAUCUGUAAAGCAGGACACAUCUACUGGAGAAGCUGAAGUGUGUAUCACAUCAGACGGUGCAGCGUUUAGAAUGAUCCUCCGGCAGCUUCCCCUGUGGAUGUGUCCUGCUUUAAGAGUGUUGAUGUGUGCAGAUACGCCGUGUGUUUUCUCCUCUGGUGUGUGUUUCUUGUCUCCGCUGAACUGCAGGAUGGUGUGUGUGUCUGUGUGUUUUAUCAGUGUCUGCCAUCAGCUCGUGUUGACUUUACGCUCAGAUUCUGAGCCUCGAAUAAAGGCAGAGCUGCGUCCACAAUCAUCAGAGGAGGAUCUGAGCGUCUGCUGAUGCCUAUCUGAGCGCUACACACACACACACACACACACACGCACACACACACACACACACACAUACACACUGCUGUGCUUAUGAUGGAUCACGGCCACAUGUUUCUGCUUCUGUCUCUCUCACUCUCUCUCUCUCACACACACACACACACACACACACACACACACACACACACACACACACGCACACGCACGCACACACACGCACACCUGCAGAGAUUCUCUGUCCUACACAAAUAUGCAGAAUGUGUGUAAACAAACAAACAAAUGAAGAAAAACACCUGCUGUUUA
Messenger RNA from Danio aesculapii, 2826 nucleotides. RefSeq names its product RAS-like, estrogen-regulated, growth inhibitor (gene rerg). Lineage: Eukaryota; Metazoa; Chordata; Actinopteri; Cypriniformes; Danionidae. The coding region runs from base 162 to 773 and encodes 203 amino acids. The transcript is spliced from 5 exons. The record is from RefSeq and is a predicted model, not a curated record. Gene Ontology annotation, molecular function: GTPase activity; GTP binding.